Messenger RNA from Cheilinus undulatus (humphead wrasse), 1635 nucleotides. RefSeq names its product cell division cycle 42, like (gene cdc42l). The record is from RefSeq and is a predicted model, not a curated record. Gene Ontology annotation, biological process: small GTPase-mediated signal transduction; modification of synaptic structure. Bases 125 to 700 code for a protein of 191 amino acids. Gene Ontology annotation, molecular function: GTPase activity; GTP binding. Gene Ontology annotation, cellular component: dendritic spine. The transcript has 6 exons. NCBI's taxonomy places the organism in Eukaryota, Metazoa, Chordata, Actinopteri, Labriformes, Labridae.
AGCAGGCGGCGGUAUUUCCUCUCCGAGGAUGGGACGGCGGUUCGUCUUUUGUGCGACUGCGUGAAAAGUAAUUCGACCCUCAAACCCGGAUGUAACCAACGCCUAACCUGUGUGAGGAAAAACGAUGCAGACUAUAAAAUGUGUGGUGGUCGGGGAUGGUGCAGUAGGAAAGACCUGCUUGCUGAUCUCCUACACAACCAACAAGUUCCCCUCAGAAUAUGUACCAACGGUUUUUGACAAUUAUGCAGUAACAGUGAUGAUUGGAGGAGAGCCCUACACACUGGGACUAUUUGACACAGCCGGUCAGGAGGAUUACGACAGGCUGCGUCCUCUCAGUUAUCCACAGACAGAUGUGUUCCUCGUAUGUUUCUCUGUCGUGUCUCCCUCAUCAUUUGAAAAUGUCAAAGAGAAGUGGGUUCCUGAGAUAACUCACCACUGCCCACGCGUACCUUACCUCUUGGUGGGCACUCAGGUGGAUCUGAGGGAAGACUCCAACACAAUUGACAAGCUGGCAAAGAACAAACAGCGUCCCCUAAUGCAUGAGAGCGGAGAGAAGCUGGCCCGUGAGCUCAGGGCUGUCAAAUACGUGGAGUGCUCUGCUUUGACACAGCGAGGGCUGAAGAACGUGUUUGAUGAGGCCAUCCUGGCUGCCUUGGAACCUCCCGAGACUAAAACCAAGAGAAAGUGUGUGCUGCUAUAGAUGAACAACAACAGAGUGAGAUGUAACAGUGUGAGAAAUGAGGCUGGGUGAAUCAAAACAUCAGAAAGAUCAAUGGCCAUGGUGGAAAAAAAGGACAAAACAGAAGGGGAAGGGAGGAACAGUGGCUUUGAGACUUAUUCUUGUACAUUUGUACACUGAUUGUGCCUUGAAAAUAAACUUUUAAAGAGGCUGAGGGAGGAAAACUGUAGCGUGCAGUAAUUGCACAAAGGGUCACCUAUCCUCCUUUAACUGAAAACAUUUAAACAUUGCAGUGUUCUCUUUAGAAUUACUCCAGUGGGGCGGGCCCCCCUCUGCCUGUCACUGUCGCUUGAUUUAAAAAUGAAAGAUAGUUUUAUCCAGCUGCCUUUGGCCUUUUUGUCUAUUCUUGCCUAUUGGGCCUGUGUAAGGAAAUAAAAACAAGUAACACUUAAAUAUAAAGUUCUUUAGUGUGGGAAAUUUGGCGAGUGAGUUUAAAGGAGAAACUUAAUAUUCAGUGUUAUUCUUUUUACUUUCCUCAUGGGUUGAAUAAUGAGAGCACAUGAGAUUCAUCAUCACUCCAAACUAAUGGUAGAUGUCUUUAAUGGCUACUUCCUUUGAUUCCCAGAGACUUCUGAGGAGGCCAAGUGCUUUUUGCCAAAUUCCCCUCUUCAGUUGACUCAUAAAUAUGUAUUUUCUUCUGCUUUUGUGUAUAUUAUAAUAAUUCUGUGACUGUUCGGGGAUAUUUUAAGCAGUUCUUCAUUUUGAAACUUGAGUUUUUAUUUUAUCAAGAUAGUUUUUUUUAUUGCUAGACUACCAACUUUGGAUAAUAUAACAAAUUGAGUUGUAAUAUUUUGAAUAUCUUUGAAUCUGAAUAGAGAUUGAGGUGACAUCCUUUGCUAGUUAAUUUCUGGGUGUUUGUAAUCACAGGAUAUUUUUAAUAAAAUGGUUUAAUGACA